Molecule: messenger RNA, 3320 nt
Organism: Enhydra lutris kenyoni (northern sea otter)
Lineage: Eukaryota; Metazoa; Chordata; Mammalia; Carnivora; Mustelidae
Product: AKT serine/threonine kinase 2
Exons: 14
Coding region: 232-1677 (481 amino acids)
Biological process (GO): protein phosphorylation
Molecular function (GO): ATP binding; protein serine/threonine kinase activity
Source: RefSeq, a predicted model, not a curated record
CGAGCCGUGGGGCCUGGCUCGGAGAAGGCGUUGCCGCUGCCGCUGCAGUUGCUGCCGCCAGGAAACACAAGGAGCGGGACCAAGCGCAGCGUGGCGAUGGGCGGGAGUAGGGCCCCGCCGGAGAGGCUGGGCGGCCGCCGGUGACAGACUGUGUUCUGUCCACCGUGCCUCCUGCAUGUUCUGCUGCCCUGAGCUGUCCCAAGCUAGGUGACAGCGUGUCACGCUGCCACCAUGAACGAGGUGUCUGUCAUCAAAGAAGGCUGGCUCCACAAGCGUGGUGAAUACAUCAAGACCUGGAGGCCCCGGUACUUCCUGUUGAAGAGUGACGGCUCCUUCAUCGGCUACAAGGAGCGGCCUGAUGCCCCUGACCAGACCCUGCCCCCCCUGAACAACUUCUCUGUCGCAGAAUGCCAGCUGAUGAAGACUGAGAGACCACGGCCCAAUACCUUUGUCAUACGCUGCCUGCAGUGGACCACGGUCAUCGAGAGGACCUUCCAUGUAGACUCUCCAGAUGAGAGGGAAGAGUGGAUGCGAGCCAUUCAGAUGGUUGCCAACAGCCUCAAGCAGCGGGGCCCAGGUGAGGACCCCAUGGACUAUAAGUGUGGCUCCCCCAGCGACCCUUCUGCGGCUGAGGAGAUGGAAGUGGCAGUUAGCAAGGCCCGGGCCAAAGUGACCAUGAAUGACUUCGACUAUCUCAAACUUCUGGGCAAGGGCACCUUUGGCAAAGUGAUUCUGGUGCGAGAGAAGGCCAGUGGCCGGUACUAUGCCAUGAAGAUCCUGCGGAAGGAAGUUAUCAUCGCCAAGGAUGAAGUUGCCCACACGGUCACCGAGAGCCGGGUCCUACAGAACACCAGACACCCGUUCCUCACCGCCCUGAAGUACGCCUUCCAGACCCAUGACCGCCUGUGUUUCGUGAUGGAGUACGCCAAUGGCGGCGAGCUGUUUUUCCACCUGUCCCGGGAGCGCGUCUUCACGGAGGAGCGGGCUCGCUUCUAUGGCGCAGAGAUCGUCUCUGCCCUUGAGUAUCUGCACUCGAGGGACGUGGUGUACCGUGACAUCAAGCUGGAAAACCUCAUGCUGGACAAAGAUGGCCACAUCAAGAUCACGGACUUCGGCCUAUGCAAAGAAGGCAUCAGUGACGGGGCCACCAUGAAAACCUUCUGUGGGACGCCCGAGUACCUGGCACCUGAGGUGCUGGAGGACAACGACUACGGCCGCGCGGUGGACUGGUGGGGGCUGGGCGUGGUCAUGUACGAGAUGAUGUGCGGCCGCCUGCCCUUCUACAACCAGGACCACGAGCGCCUCUUCGAGCUCAUCCUCAUGGAAGAGAUCCGCUUCCCGCGCACGCUCAGCCCCGAGGCCAAGUCCUUGCUUGCUGGGCUGCUUAAGAAGGACCCCAAGCAGAGGCUCGGCGGGGGGCCCAGCGACGCCAGGGAGGUCAUGGAGCACAGGUUCUUCGUCAGCGUCAGCUGGCAGGACGUGGUGCAGAAGAAGCUUCUACCACCCUUCAAACCUCAGGUCACCUCUGAGGUCGACACGAGGUACUUUGACGAUGAGUUUACCGCCCAGUCCAUCACAAUCACGCCCCCGGACCGCUAUGACAGCCUGGGCUCUCUCGAACUGGACCAGCGGACCCACUUUCCCCAGUUCUCCUACUCGGCCAGCAUCCGCGAGUGAGCAGAGCCGCCCACCGCCGCUGACUCCGCUGCAGGACGCUAGAUCGGCUGCCAUCACCGCCCUGGGGGCUUGUCUCUUUGUUUUUAAACUUUUUAUUUUGCCUUUUUUUGUUUGCAUCCCCAUCCCUCACCUGCUCACCCCCAUUUCCAGUUUUUUCAGCCCUCUGCCAAACUGACCUCGGCGGUCCUGGUGGCCCCGCCUCCAGGAUCCUGUCCUGUCCUCACCUUGGUGCCCAGACCAGGAUUUGGGAGACUCCACUGGCCGCCCCAGGACCAGGGCUUCGGGCAGUUGGAGAGAUUCCGGUUUUUAAUCAACACAAGCCCCAGCAUAGGGCGCCACGUGGAGCUGCGGGUCCUGCCCGGAUUUCUGGCCAGAUGCCUGCAGCCAGCCUGUCCCUGUGCCGCUGCCCCGGUCAGAGGCUGCCUUCCUAUGGGACACCUCGUGGGACACAACGCCCUGCGGACAGUGCCCUGGUGCUGUUGGGCUCAGCGCGGCCUGGCACGGGCGGUCCGGCCCCUUCCUCCACAGGGGCAGCAAAGCAAUAAUGUCCAGGGACAGGCGGGGGGGUCCUUUGGAAGCUGUGGGGUUGGGGGUUUGGGAAUCCCUCGUGUAGAUGGGGCCCAGUCUACCCUAGGGGGCAUGAGGAAGGCCCCGGGGUUGGGCACUGCCUCCUUGCCCUGCCUUCCCCAGCCUCCCAAGCUGCUCUCCUGACCCUGUGGAUGAGGAGGGAGGGACAUUUAGGGAUGAGCCUCCCCACCACCCAGUCCUGUGCCUUACCAGGGCUUCCUUCCGGCUGGCCUUAACUCCUGCUGGGCCCCGGGCCUGGCCACAGCCCUUGCCAAGGAUGGGGGCUGGGAUCACCCCCUUCUGGCCGCCGGGGGCGGAAGGUGCCAGCUCCAGCUGUUACACAUCUCACACCAAGACAGUAUUGGGCCCCGUAGACUAGGGUCAAAGAGGGGGUGGGAGUGGGGUUCUCUGGUACGUACUGGGGGGGCGGCCUCUGAGAGGGGAGGCUCCAGGGCCCUUCCCUCCCUCCUCUCCCUGGGCCCCACGUUCUGCAGCCUUAAGGUGAAUGUGUGUCACUGCUGUGGGCUCGCGUGUGCGUGCGUCAGCCUGUGUCUGGAUGGCCCCAUGCAUCUGGGACUUGGGUGCACAUGGGGGUGUGUGUGCAUGUGUGUUCAGUAUGUGUGUGUGAGGGCAAGCGUGUCCCAGCCUUGAGUGCGUGCGUGCGUGCGUGUGUGUGUGUGUGUGUGUGUGUGCAUGCUUGGGCCCUGUCCUCAGCCCUAGCAUUUCAUCCCAUAGGGGAGGGGUGCUGGCCUGGUGGGGGAGCCACACCUGGGGUCCAUUUGCUGCCCAGCCUCCCUCCCCCCUAACAUCUCCGGGUGUGUGGAAUUUAGUUGUGGCUUUGAUCUCCUUGCCCCACCUCCUGUACUAGGUAGUUCAGAGAGAGACAUCCUAGGGUGGGGUGAGGGUUGGUUUGGGUGGGUGGGGGGUCUUUUUCCUUUCUGUGUGUGUAUGUCAUUUAUCUGACAAUUCUCUGUCCUCCCCACUGGCCUUCCCCAUUCCUCCCAUUUGUACGGUACAAGCAAUAAAGACACUCGUUUCAGACCGGGGCCCACCGCGCUGGGCCCUUCCUUGCCUGC